ACCGGUCGCCGGGGCCAAAGAUGUCGCAGACUAAGAAGAGAAGGUUAGAGUCGGAGGACGGCGGAGGAGCCGAGGAGGGCGAAGAGGACCGCGGCGGGGAGGGCGAGUCGGGGGUGGUGCCGGCGGCGCCGCGCCGGACGAAACGUGAGCGCGACCAGCUGUACUACGAGUGUUACUCGGACGUGUCGGUGCACGAGGAGAUGCUGGCCGACCGCGUCCGCACCGAGGCCUACCGCCUGGGCAUCCUGCGCAACUGGGCCUGGCUGCGGGGCAAGGCGGUGCUGGACGUGGGCGCGGGCACCGGCAUCCUCAGCGUCUUCUGCGCGCAGGCCGGCGCGCGGCGCGUCUACGCCGUGGAGGCCAGCUCCAUCUGGCAGCAGGCCCGGGAGGUGGUGCGGCUCAACGGGCUGGAGGAGCGGGUGCACGUCCUGCCGGGCCCCGUGGAGACGGUGGAGCUGCCCGAGCAGGUGGACGCCAUCGUGAGCGAGUGGAUGGGUUACGGACUGCUGCACGAGUCCAUGCUGAGCUCGGUGCUGCACGCGCGGACCAAGUGGCUGAAGGAGGGAGGCCUGCUGCUGCCGGCUUCCGCCGAGCUCUUCGUCGCGCCCGUCAGCGACCAGAUGCUGGAACUGCGCCUGGGUUUCUGGAGCCAGGUGAAGCAGUACUACGGCGUGGACAUGAGCUGCCUGGAGGGCUUCGCCACGCGCUGUCUGAUGGGUCACGCGGAGAUCGUGGUGCACGGCCUGUCCGGCGAGGACGUGCUGGCCCGGCCCGAACGCUUUGCCCAGCUGGAGCUCGCCCGCGCCGGCCUGGAGCAGGAGCUGGAGGCCGGGAUCGGGGGACGCUUCCGCUUCAGCUGCUACGGCUCGGCGCCCCUGCACGGGUUCGCCAUCUGGUUCCAGGUGACCUUCCCCGGGGGGGACUCGGAGAAACCCCUGGUGCUGUCCACCUCGCCUUUUCACCCGGCCACGCACUGGAAACAGGCGCUGCUCUACCUGGACGAGCCCGUGCCGGUGGAGCAAGACACGGACAUUUCCGGAGAGCUCACCCUGCUGCCCUCCCGGGACAACCCCCGUCGCCUGCGCGUGCUGCUGCGCUACAAAGUGGGAGAGCAGGAGGAAAAGACCAAAGACUUUGCCAUGGAGGACUGAGCCUUGUCUCCCAGCCGGCCCGGCCUGCUUGCCGCUGAGAGGCUGGGGUGGUCAGAAGAGAAAGGGACAUCCCUUGUGCAAGUAUUGGCUGCCGGGAUCAGGAAUGCUGUACAUGAAGAGUAAUGUACGGCAGUGAUCACUAGAAGAUCCAAAGGAAAGCCAAGGCCUUUCAGAUGCGGAUGCUUCCAAAAACAUGAAAGUGCUUCCUCCGAGGAGAACAAAGAACAAAAGACAGAAGAUGGAUAAAAGGAAAUCAUUUCUGCUCCUGAGUGCUUUACAGGCAUUCGUGCAAUUAUGUGACUGACAUAUAGUAGGGAAAAUCCUUCUAUUCUGCAAAUUUUUUCAUUUAAAAAUAACAACUGAAGAGAAACGAGUUAAAUUUGCAACUUAAAAAUACUAAAAGAAUAAUUACAAUAAAAAUAGUUUAUCAGAGAAAAAAUGCUAAUAUAGAGAUGACUUAAUAGGAAAAAAGACUUUUGAACAAAAUGGAAUUCACAGAGAGGGGCAGAAGGCUUAAAUACACCUGUAUUAUACUGGAUGUGAAUGCAAACAAUGAUCUUGAUUGUCAUACAUCCCUCUGCUCUGCUGUACUCCACUGCAUGGGCCUACUUCCUGCUUAGUGGUGUUACCUGAUGGUGCUAAACAUUCUUGAUGGAAAUGAACACAGGUAAGUCACCCACUAUAGACUGACAUCUCAUUGAAUUAUAGCAGAAAGGUUUAUUAUUUGUUCAGUAUCCAGAAACUUAAAAAUUCCACUGGGAUAAUGGAUCUUUUCAGCACAAACUUUCUUGGCGGGGGUUAGAAUGGAGAGUUACAGGUGGUUAUGCCUACACUUGAGUUUGAAUACUUCAUUAUUUUGGUCACCAGAAAAGUGAAAAGGAAGGGUGCAAUAGGAAUUCUCCCUUGUUUAGAAGGAAAAUAGUUGAAUAUCACUGAGUAUAGGAAGUAGUUGGAUGGGGAUUGGAGAUAAUAACUCCUUUUACCAGUCACAGGACAAAAUAAAACAAACCUGAAAUUGCCCAAGUGUGUUGAGUCAUGCUUAUAAUAACCUUAGCACUUAGAAAGUAGAAGCAGGAGAAUAGAUUGUGAGUUCAAAGUCAGUCUGGGCGUCUCCAAAUAAAGUUAAAGAACCACAUAAAGGAUAUAUUUUUCUUAAAUAUGGGCUUAUGAAACAGUAGUAUUUUGAUUGAUGAUAAAUUACUGCUUAUUUUGAUAUUUGUCAAUUUCAGUGGUCUCAUACUCAUCUCCUUUUCUGAAGCAGAUUCUUAGUAGGUCAGGCUGGCCUUGAAGUUGAUAUUCCAGUUUUCAUUUCAGUUUAUAGAUUGCAGAGAACCCAUGUCCAGUCUCCUCAAAUUUGUAAACACAACAUUUCAAUCCCAAGUAUUUAAAGCUGUGUGCUUUUAGUAAUGGAGGUGUAAAAAAAUGCAGUAUUGCUGUUACUAAAACUAUAUCAUAAAAUUAUUAUAAAAACAAAAUGCAGAGUUUUGACUUUAAGGCCCACACAUAAUGAACAGGGUUAAGAUCCACAAAUGGUUAAAAUAUUAGACAUUUAUUAUGCAUUCAUUAAAAUCUGACUUCUCACUAGAAAAGUAUGAAAAUAGCAAACUGCUUAUUUAAUGUGAACUUCUAACUCUACCAUUGUUUAUCAUGUACUGAAAUUAUAAAAGUUAGAAACACUUAAAUGGUUAAGAAUGUGCAGUUAAUGGACUAAAAAAGAGAGGAUUCGGAAAAUCCAAGGAUUAAAUAUACAGCUCUUGAAUAAUUGAAAAUUUUCUGUAGUUACAAUAAUUAGAGGAAAACAUGGAGAGAAUGACAGUAAUUACAUCAGAGAUUUAAAUGCAAAAUGAAAUUAGAAACCACAGGAAACGUGCUGUUUAUAAUCAACACAAUUAGAUACCAGCUAGUUCUUCUUGAACUCUCAACCAAGGGGAGUCCAGACAUCAUUACAACAUAGGCUCAUAUAUAAAUUAAUUUCAUGAUAAAGGAUUCAGAAAAAUACUAUGGUACAGCUUCACAAUGGUAAGUCCCAUAGCAAUAGGAAAUAGAAUGGUUAAAUCAGUCUAAACAAUGAAAGUGAAACCAGACCAGAAAGGAUGUAAUCACUUUACCAAUAGUCUCAUAAAAUAGUAAUUUAAAAUAAUAUAGUCAGUGAUUAACUAUGUGCAAUGACUUGUUAAUGGUUUGUAAGUUUUCACCUUUUGUUGCAUCAUAUCAGAUUAAUUUUAUACCAAAGAAUAAUGCAUUCAGUGUGAUAAUACUGUGAAAAUUGCAUGCUUUGAAUCUUCACAACAGUGUUUUAAUGUGGCCUGAUAUUCCUGAGCAUUCAGAAUGGUUUUAAUACUGCAGUGCUUUAUUCAUCAACAUGUGUGUAGCCCCAUUAAAAUUAUUCAUAUGUUAACUUUGCUUACUUCCCAUGAGGCAUACAAAAUAAAUCACAUUCUAUGCUGGUAACUCUCAUCCUAAGGAAAACUCCACAUUUAUCAUAACAUUAUAUUUAACGGAAAAGCCUCUUUCUUCAGACAGGUCAUGGCCUGUGUACAGAUAAACAGUCAUCACACUUAAAUAAAGCAUCCUUGUUAAAUCCUUGUUAAAUUGAGUGGCUAAUGUGUGUUAGGUGCAUGUUUCUUUGUGUAUAUACUGGUGUCAGGGCUCCAUGUUCUUUCUCAUUUUCCACUCAAGGUUGGCAUCCUACCAC
This is a messenger RNA of Dipodomys ordii (Ord's kangaroo rat), 3846 nucleotides long. RefSeq names its product protein arginine methyltransferase 6 (gene Prmt6). Gene Ontology annotation, molecular function: protein-arginine N-methyltransferase activity. The transcript has 3 exons. Gene Ontology annotation, biological process: peptidyl-arginine methylation. Lineage: Eukaryota; Metazoa; Chordata; Mammalia; Rodentia; Heteromyidae. Bases 21 to 1151 code for a protein of 376 amino acids. The record is from RefSeq and is a predicted model, not a curated record.